Dovyalis caffra is the source of this 1212-nucleotide messenger RNA. NCBI's taxonomy places the organism in Eukaryota, Viridiplantae, Streptophyta, Magnoliopsida, Malpighiales, Salicaceae. The record is from the annotation of a GenBank genome assembly.
AUGCCUGCUCUUUCUUCUUCUUCUAUUAGCACUUUCUUGCUUAUUUUCUUACUUGCUCUACGAGCCUCAAUUUGUACAGGCAAACCAACCAUCAGAACUCCCCUCCCACGCCAAUUAACUGUUGAUUACUAUGCAAAAACAUGCCCUCAACUGGAGCAACUUGUUGGUUCAGUUACUUCCCAACAGUUCAAAGAAGCACCAGUUUCAGGACCAGCCACCAUUCGCCUAUUCUUUCAUGACUGCUUUGUAGAAGGCUGUGAUGCAUCAAUAUUGAUAUCAACAAAGCCUGGGGGUAAGGAGUUAGCAGAGAAGGAUGCAGUGGACAAUAAGGACUUAAGGGUGGAGGGAUUUCAGACUAUAAGCAAGGCCAAGGCCUCGGUGGAAAGCAAGUGCCCUGGUGUUGUUUCUUGUGCAGAUAUUCUUGCAAUUGCAGCCAGAGAUUAUGUUCACCUUGCAGGAGGUCCUUAUUACCAGGUGAAGAAAGGCAGGUGGGAUGGAAAAAUAUCAAUGGCAGCGAGGGUACCCUACAACAUUCCUAGUGCAAAUUUCACCAUUGAUCAACUACUAAAGCUAUUCAACUCUAAAGGACUAACACUUGAGGACCUAGUUGUUCUUUCUGGUGCUCAUACGUUUGGAUUUGCCCAUUGUAAGCAAUUUGUGAGCCGACUCUACAAUUACCGUGGCACUAAACAGCCUGAUCCUGCGAUGGAUACAAGGCUACUAAAGGCUCUUAGAAUGUCCUGCCCACAGUUCGGUGGGAAUUCAGACAUUAUUGCACCAUUUGAUGUUGCCACUCCAUUUUUGUUUGAUCAUGCUUAUUAUGGGAAUUUAGAGGCUAAAUUGGGCUUGUUAGCGUCAGACCAAGCUUUGUUUUUGGACCCAAGAACCAAGCCCUUGGUUCAACAGUUAGCGAAGGAUAAGCAAAAAUUCUUCCAAGCAUUUUCAAUAGCCAUGGAGAAAAUGGGUUCGAUUGGUGUGAAAAGGGGAAGAAGACAUGGAGAGAAGAGGACAGACUUGUCUUCAAAAUCUUGCGAGGGGAGGGAAUUUGGAGGAGAGAGAAGAAGGGAGAAACGAAGGUUGUCGUCGAGAUUGGAGGAGCGAAUGGCUUUAGCUGGAGGGAAGGAUUCGAGAGAAGGAAAUAGUAUAAUCAUGACAACUAUGACAGAGAAGAAGCCUAAAAAUCAUAGAAUCCAAAGCAUAUUUGCACGGUAA